AUGGACGAUAAAUCAUUGCAGCCCCUGCCCCUCGUUCUUCCACAACUAUCAGGAGCAGAAGCGACCGCAAGCUCGACGAUAUCUGUCCCUUGGGAGAAGUGCAGGUUUGCCUCUGAAGACCUUCACCCUGCGCUCACCAUGUUGAGGAUACAGGCUCCGUUGCAUUAUCAUCCGACGAACGCAGGACCAAGAUGGCGCAUUUGCGCCUGCGGGAGCAUUCAGCAAGGAACUUCUUCCCUGCACGACGCCGAGGUGAAUCCCUCUGGAUACGGCGAAAGAAAGAACCGGAAACACCCGGGCGCCUACAUUGACAAAGAUGGUGAAGCGCGGACCUUCGACCGGAAGAAAAUAUCGCGGAAAAGAGGGGGUGCAAUGAGAGGCCGCGGCUGGAAGUACGGCUCCGGGUUCGUGGACGGCGUGUUCCCGGUGCUCAGCCCCAUGGCGCAGGACAUCCUGGAGCUCGUUCAGAAGGGGACGGACGACGCCAAGGUCUGGGAGGCGCUGGACGACGUCCCUCCCACGCACGCCCUGUGGGACGACGUCCUCAACGUCGCCGUCCAGCUCCGCCUGAACCGGCAGUGGGAUCCCAUCAUCUCAGUCUGCGAGUGGAUCGUGCACCGGAGCUCCUUCCGCCCGGACGUCGUCUGCUACAACCUGCUCAUCGACGCGUACGGCCGGCGGCGGCGGCUGGGCAAGGCGGAGGCCAUGUACGCGGCGCUGCUGGAGGCCCGGUGCGUGCCGACGGAGGACACCUACGCGCUCCUCCUGCGCGCCUACUGCACCGCCGGGUCGCUGCACCGGGCCGAGGGCGUCAUCUCCGAGAUGCGGGAGCACGGGAUCCCUCCGAGUGCGACCGUGUACAACGCGUACCUCGACGGGCUGCUCAAGGCGAGGUGCGCCGAGAAGGCGGUGGAGGUGUACCAGAGGAUGAAGCGGGAGCGGUGCCGGACCAACACGGAGACGUACACCCUCAUGAUCAACGUCUACGGCAAGUCGAAGCAGCCGAUGUCGGCGAUGAAGGUGUUCAAGGAGAUGCAGUCGCUGGGGUGCAAGGCCAACAUCUGCACCUACACGGCGCUGGUGAACGCCUUCGCCCGGGAAGGGCUGUGCGAGAAGGCCGAGGAGGCGUUCGAGGAGAUGCAGCAGGCCGGGCACGAGCCCGACGUCUACGCCUACAACGCCCUCAUGGAGGCCUACAGCCGCGCAGGGUUCCCGCAGGCCGCCUCGGAGAUCUUCUCCCUGAUGCAGCACAUGGGGUGCGACCCCGACAGAGCUUCCUACAACAUCCUCGUGGACGCCUACGGGAGAGCCGGCCUCCACCGAGAGGCGGAGGCCGUGUUCGAGUCGCUGAAGCGGCAGGGGAUGGCGCCGACGAUGAAGUCGCACAUGCUGCUGCUGGCGGCGCACGCCAGGUCCGGCAACGUGGCGCGCUGCGAGGAGGUGAUGGCGCAGCUGCACAAGUCGGGCCUCGCGCCGGACACCUUCGCGCUCAACGCCAUGCUCAACGCCUACGGCCGCGCCGGCCGGCUCGACGACAUGGAGCGGCUGCUCGCCGCCAUGGAGCGCCGGGGGACGCGCGACGUGGGCACGUACAACGUGGCCGUCAACGCCUACGGCCGCGCCGGGUACCUGGAGAGGAUGGAGGCGGCGUUCGCGUCGCUGGGGCGGAGGGGCCUCGCCGCCGACGUGGUCACGUGGACGUCCCGCAUGGGCGCCUACGCCAGGAAGAAGGAGUACCGGCGGUGCCUGGAGAUCUUCGAGGAGAUGGUGGACGCCGGGUGCUACCCGGACGCCGGGACGGCCAAGGUGCUCGUCGCGGCGUGCUCCGACGAGCGGCAGGUGGAGCAGGUCACCGCCAUCGUCAGGUCCAUGCACAAGGAGGCCAAGACAUUGUUCACCAUAUGA
Molecule: messenger RNA, 1905 nt
Organism: Triticum turgidum subsp. durum (durum wheat)
Lineage: Eukaryota; Viridiplantae; Streptophyta; Magnoliopsida; Poales; Poaceae
Source: the annotation of a GenBank genome assembly